Cicer arietinum (chickpea) is the source of this 1207-nucleotide messenger RNA. RefSeq lists its product as uncharacterized. The record is from RefSeq and is a predicted model, not a curated record. Gene Ontology annotation, biological process: regulation of gene expression; maturation of 5.8S rRNA. NCBI's taxonomy places the organism in Eukaryota, Viridiplantae, Streptophyta, Magnoliopsida, Fabales, Fabaceae. Gene Ontology annotation, cellular component: exosome (RNase complex); nucleolus. Gene Ontology annotation, molecular function: DNA binding; RNA binding.
UAUUUACAAAUGUAUACCACAAAAAUAAAAAUAAAAAUAAAAAAAUCAGAAAUUAUACAAACUUUUUUAAAAAUAAAAAAACCACAGUAAUCCUCAUGAAAGUGAGAAUGUAUUUGAAAAAAGCCCUAGCUUUUAGGUUCUAGUUGUGCCUCCAUCGAUCCUUCACACUCAACAGUGAGUAGCAGUGUCCGUGCGUGUGUGUUGAAGUUUUAUACUUUCAUUAACCGCUUCAUUCAUUCUCCACAAAUAUGGUUAAAGGAACUGAACUACACGCUCAAACCACCGGUGCUGUACCUGAACCGGUGAUGGAUGCAGUCAACACCACCCUCUCCAACCUUCAUGAAUUUCGUUCACUUUUUGACCAAUUCUUACCUCUCUGUAACCCUCAAUUUCUCUCCCAAAUCUCCCCUCUUCAACGUGCUCACUCUCUUUUCAUUCUCUCCAAAAUUACUUCCACUCUCCUCACAUUGAAAUUGAGGUGUAGUGGUGUGCAGACUGAUGAUCACCCUGUUAAAUCAGAGCUUGAUAGAUUAGACUUGUAUCAAGGAAAACUUGAACGUCUUAUAGAUUUGAGUAAAGCUCCUUUGCGACCUUCUACUACAUUGAAUUAUCAAGCAGCUACACGAUUCAUCGAACACUCUCUGCCUGACCUUACUCCAGAGCAAAGACAAAAUAUGAGGAACAUAAGUAGAGGGGAGGGGCAGAAGAGGAAACAUGGGGAGAGGGCCGGUCAAAAGAGGAAGUAUCCAUCUUCUGAAAAGCUGUCUGUUCAAGCUGCUGCCAAGGAGUUUCUGGAGAAAGCUACAAGGGAACUUCUAGGUGGUAAUAAUGGUGGUGUUAAGGGACCACUUCAAAUUGACAACAUUUCAGACGACGAUGACGAUAAACUACUUGAGCCCUGAUUUUCCUGAACUCUGUGUGUGAAGCUUGUGAUCUGUGUGUGGGAGGGCUGAUUGUUUGGUUGCUUUUCGAGAUGGCCUACUCAACUGCGACACAGCCUCUCAAUGUGACAUACUGGCAUUUUGGUUGAUGAAGAGUGCUUUAUUUUUUGUUUCAAUUUUGUAAAACUUUCGAAUGCCUCUCAUCCACCGUGGAAUUCUGACAAUGAGAUUUGAUGUAGACACUGUUCAUAAAGGUAAUUAUGGCCAGAAAAUGAGUACAAGUAUGUAUUUUUCCUCGAGUACAUGAAUCCUAUAUCAAAUUUUUA